AUGUUUCGAUUGCUUGAAUACCUAUUUAGCAGCAAUCCCGACAACAUCCAUGAAGAAGGGCUCGAAAAGAUUGUCAAAAGCAUCGAGAAACCCAAAGGUAUCACCACCCAUCACCUCAUCACCUUGGUUGAUGAUGUCACCCCAUUAACCACACUUCCCAACAACGUUCUCACAAGAAUCAUCGAAUAUUUGCCGCAGAAUGACUUGACAAACCUUGCAAUGACCAAUUCUCAGUUUGGGCGGGAAUUGGUGUUGAGGAAAUUAUCCAAAAGAAUCAUCAUCAAGAAGUAUCCAACGUUGCGUGACGGCGAUGAUAACCAAUGGUAUAUCGAUACCAAUUACACCACGAUAAGCAAUAACGGUGGCAAGAAUAUCAAUAUUGAAGAUACCUCCAGUUUAUUGGCAAAACUACAUCAAUUUGAACAAUAUUUAGCACAUGAACCUUUAGCCCAAUGUGAAGAGCUCAUCAUUCAUGAUGGAUUGCCCACUAAUGACUCGCCACUAUUGGAAUCAUUAUUUAGGAUAGUUUGCACAUUAAUGGAAAGAAAUGGCGGGUUGAAAGUAUUGAAGAUUUUCGAAAAACCUUUGCGAUUGAAAAUAAAUGAAUAUUUAUUCCAUCAACUACUGUCCCUGAACAGCAACUUGACAAAUAUCAUUGUCGACUCAAUUAGCGAUCUCAACCAUUUAGCCAAUUUCCCCAAACUACGCUGUUUAAGCUUGAAUAUCGAGAAUGAUAAUUUGGUGGAUUAUAACUUGCUUACUGAUUUCAACGAUACCGUGGUACAAACGUUAUUGCUGCUUGAAGAAUUGGUGAUUAUCGAUGACGAAGACGCAUCAUUGAGAAUUUUAAAACUCUUGGGGGAUCUCUUAUCUGCUAAACAAUGUGGUGAAAAACUAACCAACCUCAAAUCAUUGAAAUUCAAUCAUUACCACGGAAUCCAUAACUAUAAUUCGAUUUUACGGAAUUUCUCCAUCAUUGUUGUGGAACAAUUGAUCAAUUUAUCACAAUUAACCAAAUUGGAGAUGGAAAUCAAUUGCGAUGAGUCUCACUGUGAAUGUAUGGGAACAUUCCUCACUUCAUUGUCUCGACAAUUAACUAAUUUGACCAGCGUGGCAAUUUUGGAAAAACAGUACUACAACAAACAUUCUCCAAUAUACAAGCAUCAAGUCUACGAAGAUUGGGACCUCCAAGCGUUUUCGUUCUUGAUAAAUUUACCAAAUAAACAAAAAAUUACUAAACUAUUAAUCAAGAAUGAUCCACCAAUCGAUGGGAACAUCGAAGACGGGUUGGAAGGAAAUUAUCUACGAAGAAGGAAAUUGUACGAGACCACGCUCCCAAGGUUCCCUAACUUACAACAAUUAGUGCUUCCUAAUCUUAUGUCGUCCAUCUGCUGCUACGAGCAAUUGGUAUCGGAUUUACUAUGGAACGGGUGCGAAUGCCUCAAGUGUCAACAACAUCUCUCGUUGUUCGAUACUUAUUUGAUGACCCAUCAAUAUUUCGAUUAUAAACAAACGUUUGAUUUCAAAGACAUGAUCUCUCCUCGACUCUUUGGGUUUUUCGCCGACGUUCUUGCCAGCAGAAUCCCAUUUUUCGCCAAUUAUUCCAAUAGAAGUCCCCAAAAGUUUGUGGAACUUGUGUCAGCGACUUCUCCCGCCAGCUCAUUAAACCAAUUUGAAAUGUUGGAUAACAUCACCUUGAUGGCCCCCAAUGCCGUGCGUUGGGAUUUCCACGGGUUUUCCAAGAUUGUGUGUCGGGACUUCAAAAAUGACGGCGAUGAUGAGUUUUAUUCGGAAGAACUUGCCCAGUUUGUCAGGGACGACGAUGCCAAGAGUGAUGAUUGUUAUUACGAUGACGAAUGUUUUGAUAUUCUUGUGCAAUGUGUCGAUCAUUUCUUUAAAGGGAAAUAUUUCGAUUGGUUGGCCAAACAGCAGCCGGAGUUGAAAAACUUGCAGGUGGUGGUGUUGAAUGGGGUGUAUUAUAGAUUGGAGGAGUGUAAUGGUAGAACUCUUGCUAAUUGUAUAUAUGAUUAG
This is a messenger RNA of Saccharomycopsis crataegensis, 2031 nucleotides long. RefSeq names its product Roy1p (gene ROY1). Bases 1 to 2031 code for a protein of 676 amino acids. The record is from RefSeq and is a predicted model, not a curated record. NCBI's taxonomy places the organism in Eukaryota, Fungi, Ascomycota, Saccharomycetes, Ascoideales, Saccharomycopsidaceae. The transcript has a single exon. Gene Ontology annotation, molecular function: protein binding.